This is a messenger RNA of Symbiodinium sp. CCMP2456, 267 nucleotides long. Lineage: Eukaryota; Dinophyceae; Suessiales; Symbiodiniaceae. The record is from the annotation of a GenBank genome assembly.
AUGUGGUGCUGUACACCUAUCCGGCCGACUUCACUUUCGUGUGUGCAAGCGAGCUGGUGGCGUUCUCCAAGUUGCAGAAGGAGUUCGACGAUCGAGGUGUCGAGGUGUUGGGCCUGUCCAUCGACACGGAGCACGUGCACAAGGCAUGGAAAAACACGCCGCAAGACAAGGGUGGAAUCGGGCCCAUCUCGCACCCGCUGCUGGCAGAUGUCAAGAAGGAGGUCAGCGACGCAUAUGGAUGUCUGUUGGACAACGGUCUGGCAUUGA